This is a messenger RNA of Actinia tenebrosa (Australian red waratah sea anemone), 1754 nucleotides long. Its product is annotated as thymidylate kinase. Gene Ontology annotation, cellular component: cytosol; cytoplasm; mitochondrion. Gene Ontology annotation, molecular function: nucleoside diphosphate kinase activity; dTMP kinase activity; ATP binding. Lineage: Eukaryota; Metazoa; Cnidaria; Anthozoa; Actiniaria; Actiniidae. Gene Ontology annotation, biological process: dTTP biosynthetic process; dTDP biosynthetic process; dUDP biosynthetic process. The record is from RefSeq and is a predicted model, not a curated record.
GGAGAACAUUUGCAGACUGCCCAGCUACGAUCGAGACGGCCAUUUUGGAGCGAAAUUUAUGAUAUUAAGAAAUCCUCAAAAAUACUUUCCAAAUCGGUAUUUACGUUAGGUGGAGAAAGAAUGAGAGUAAAAUACUAGCCUUUUGUAACGAUCACCAUAACCAAUGUUCUUUGUAUCGUUGAAUAGAGUCUGGUAACGAGUAUGACGAGUAUGACGACAUCCUUUAUUAGAAUAUUAUAGAAUGGUUCAUACAUGUAGAGGUGCUUUCAUUUGCCUGGAAGGCUGCGAUCGAGCAGGAAAAUCGACCCAAUCCAAGCUUCUAGUCGAUUAUAUAAGAUCCUUGGGAAGUUCAGUAGAACAGAUGCGUUUUCCAGAUCGCAGUACGGCGAUUGGUAAAUGUAUAGAUUCAUACCUUACGAACAAGACGGAUCUUGAUGAUCAUGCCAUCCACUUGUUGUUCUCUGCUAACAGAUGGGAAGCUGUACCCACUAUUAAGAAUCUGCUUAAUAAUGGAACAACCAUCGUAACAGAUAGGUAUGCAUACUCUGGUGUGGCUUUCACUGCAGCAAAGGAGGGAUUUACACUUGAAUGGUGUAAGAAUCCAGACAGAGGGCUACCAUCUCCUGACCUGGUCAUAUACUUGGAUGUGUCCUCAAUUAAGACCUCUGAAAGGUCAGAUUAUGGACAAGAAAGAUAUGAAAACAAUGACUUCCAAAACAAAGUUUCUGCAAGAUACCUGGAACUGAAGGCCAGUGACUGGAAGGUUAUAGAUGCAUCUAAAAGUAUAGAAGAGAUACAUGAGGACAUUAAACAAGCUGUAUUAAAGGUGCAAGAAAGAGUAACAGACAAGCGUGAACCGAUCCACAAACUGUGGGUAGAUUGAUAGCACUCUACUGUUACAGCAAUAACAUUAAUUUACUAAACUCAAGUGAAUUAAAAUGAAAGUUCAGGAGUGUAGGCAAGGGAGACGAGGGGGCAAGGGCUCCCCCUUCCAGGCAACUAAAUGGCAACUUUUUACAAUUUACCUGGUAUUUUUCAAUUUCUCUUAUUUUCAUUUCUGUAAAACUAAAAUGGAAAACGCAAUACAGGCUUUAAUGUGUUUUUAGGGGAGAGGGUUCAGUCUUUUGGGGGGCUUAAACGAAAUGGGAGAUUUUUGAAUUUCCCUCACCUUCCACCCUUCAGAAAAUCCUGGCUAUGCCCCUAAUGCUUGUAAAAAUACAUGAACCUAUUUGUAACAUUCUGUACAUCAUUAAUUGUAACAUUCUAUACUCCAGUUUUGAAUUAAAUGUUGGGUUGACCUCAACUUUGUGUGAAAUAUUCCCUUACUCCAAUAAAGGUCUGCAAUUGCCCUCUUUCACUAUGACGUCACUGCUUGUUUAUGUGGGGGAUAGAAUUGCCAAAUCCAAUAGAAAAUUCAAUAAAAUUUGCUCCUAGAGAAACAGUUUAAUCUAAAAUGGCCUGGUUUUCAGAUAUAAUAUGUGCUAUUAUGCACUAAACAAUAUUCUGAGCAUUUGCUGGCUAUUCUACUUCUCUUCUUGGAUUGAUAAGGGUUUUAGAAUAAUUUUCGAAUUUGAAUUAAUUUGCAUUGAUUUGAUCCCCUCCGACGACCAUGAUCCUUUGUGUUUAAACAAUAGAUUGUUUUGAUGUGACAUCAUAGUGAAAUAGGGCAAUUUCAAAUUGAUUGUAUUGUUGAAGUUGUACAUUUUUUAGUUUAGUUGUGGCAUUUGUAAAUCUAAAUAAAUUCAUCUGUAAUU